AUGGAUGACGCUUUCAUCGGCAUCCACUUCCUUCACCCAACUCGCCCGCUCACCACUUUCCCGGACGGGGAACCUCUUCGGUCAGUCGCCGGGAGCCAUAUUCUCGCUUUCCGGCGCCAGCUCGACGGUAUCGACGAAAUUUUGGAAUCCUGGAAUGCUGUCCAGCACGUGAUCAGCACGCCGGUCAACGGGGAUGCCGGUGUCGCACACCAAGCUGUGUUUGUCGUAGCGGCGGCGCUUCAAUCUUCGAAAAAGCUUGACAAAAAAUGGCUUGCUAGUACCCUCCGGAUUGAGUUAUCGCGCCCCAACCCAUCGUUGCAGACAUGGCGUAGCUACAUACUUGCGUUUCGACAGCCGACGGCGGCAGCUCCCUUGGCUUGA
This is a messenger RNA of Colletotrichum aenigma, 381 nucleotides long. RefSeq lists its product as uncharacterized. The coding region runs from base 1 to 381 and encodes 126 amino acids. The transcript has 4 exons. Lineage: Eukaryota; Fungi; Ascomycota; Sordariomycetes; Glomerellales; Glomerellaceae. The record is from RefSeq and is a predicted model, not a curated record.